Closterium sp. NIES-65 is the source of this 918-nucleotide messenger RNA. NCBI's taxonomy places the organism in Eukaryota, Viridiplantae, Streptophyta, Zygnematophyceae, Desmidiales, Closteriaceae. The record is from the annotation of a GenBank genome assembly.
AUGGCGACCAGCACUCGCCCGCCCGAGAAGUCGCCCUCCCCGUCCCGCCCUGAAGAGGUGCCGGGAGAGGCCCCUUCCAUGGCAACAUCCGCCCUCGAGACGACUGCCUCUCUCCUGCAGUCCUUCCGCCCACUAAAGUCCUUCUGCCAGCACGUGAGCACGUGGGCGCACUACGCGCAGAGCCCUGGGCGCAUGAUCGAGACGCACCACCUCGUGGUGCGACUCACAGAGGACGUUCUUCAGUGCAUCGUGUUUGACUCUGACCAGCCCAACGCUCGCAUCGUUGGUGUGGAGUACAUCGUAACCGAGGCGGUGUUCAAGAAGCUUCCGGAGGAGGAGAAGCACCUGUGGCACUCGCACUACUAUGAGAUCUGUGACGGCCUGUGGGUGAACCCGGGGGUGCCAGAGACCAUGCAGCAGCAGGAGCUGAAGAAACUCAUAAAGACGUACGGCAAAUUCUGGAAUACCUGGCAAUUUGACAGGGGGGACCCUCUCCCCCUCGGCCCCCCUGCCCUCAUGCUCUCCCCCCAAGAUCACCCCUUGGGUCGUGUUUCUCGUGCUCUGGUGGAGCAGAGGGAUGCGGCGUUGUGGAUAGAGACGGGGGAGAAGCGGGAGCAGCGGGCGGCGCUAGUGGACAAAGAGUGGGCGGCGACGGGGAAGGACCGGGCGGCGGACUGGUGGAUGGAGAGUGGCAAGGGGUGGGUGACUGAGAUGAGGGCAGUUGAGCUGGAGAGCAUGGGGAUGGGGAAGGGGGGGCAGGAGACAGGGGGUGUGCCGUCUGUGGUUAUGGGGGGAGGGGGAGGGGUGGAGGGGAAGAAGGAAGGGGAGAAAAUGGGGAAGGAGCGUGGCAUGGGGGUGGGGGAGGAGACGGGUUUGGCUGGGCGUCCGGCCCAGUCCUCUGUGAUUACUCUUGAGUGA